AUGUCACGUGAUCCUCGAUUCAGCGGCGACAGGGCAACAGAACUCCGGCCGCACUACGGGGCGUGUGCUCUCUCAAAUGAUCACGCCAUGUGCGGCAGCAACAGCAGCACUGCAGAUUCAGGAAGCCACCUCAAAGCUUGAGAACUCUCCAUGUCGCCGCGAACUCUCACCCACCCACGUCAUCCCCCAAGCCACUUGCGCCACAAGUGGGACCGGAAAUCCCAGCCCAGCCCGCAAGCAUCCGGCGCCUCCAGCCUAGAUGGCAGCAGCGGAGUCGCGCUCUGUGAUCUCGGCUUUCCCCGGCGAGGCGGCGGAACAGCAGCAGCAAUGUGGAAGCCACGAGCGUAUAAACCAAGAUGCGGAAGAUAUGUGCUUCCUGCGAGUUCCCCAGAGCCCACGGCGGCCGGUACUACAUACUGUACAUCCAUUCUCGUCCUUCAUGAUAGUUAAUCAGAAUCUUAGAUCGCCUCUCCGUCCUUUGAGCAUCCAGCUCUGUCCGACUCUUUCAAAGAAGCUCGAGGCCCGACCCUAGGUUCUCCCCCUAGCGCGACAGCGAGAGGGGAAGAACAGCCACACUGUACCCCUGACCGUGCAUACAAAGAGCGGGGUACUAUUUUGCUGUGCCUUGCGAUCCCAUCCUAGACUCUCCGAAUCGUUCGUUGCAAAUCAACACGCCUAGGAUCCCAGUUAUUGCCAAAGAGCAUAGUAGAGUCGGCACGGGCAAUCCUCCUCUUGAGUCUGCAGCUCCGCGGACUUCUCCUACGAAAGAAUCUACCCAUCGCAGUGCAAAAAUUGUCCGCAGGCAUCCAAUAGUGUCGGCAUUUCUUGUCUGGAAACGUGGAACAGAUAAUACAUACUAGGAGCAGCGGGAUGGCUACUGUGCGAGUCGAUCGACCUUCUUCGCCCGCGCCUUCCGCCGGCAGUGUUUCGGCCCCUGGCGAUGCCGACGUCAGCAUCAACCAUCUCACCAGGCCCCGCCGAGUUCGCCGCGUUCAUCGCUCUGCCACGAGUGUACCUCUCGUGCCACCCAGAGUACUACCGGCCUCAGUACUACCGACCUCGGUACUACCGACCUCAGCUUCUGUCGACAGCGUGCUUCCCGGAAGUGUGGCUCGCGCUGCUCGCACUGCGCGCCGAGCUACAACUAACGGCGACGUGGUUCUCGCUUCCAACGGCCUCGCGCCUGCCAGCGCCGCCGGAGAAGCUGCCGCAUCCCACGGGCAGCUUCGGGAUUCCGCCUCUACGGAGAUUCUGGCGAUCGCUGAACAGCUAUUCGGACAGCAGCUUACAACAAAUUCGUCUGGGGGAUAUUAUCGGGGAAGCGCGACUACUACUAUUAACGGAGGCCCUGCUGGCAGCUUAACGGAGGGAGUGCGCAACCUGGGAGCGCUCGAGCGGCGUGGCGGAAGAUCAGAAGGCAUGCGGGCACGGAGAGGUGGGCUUUCGGGAAGAAGGGCUGAACUGCUAAGGAAUCCGGCGGCGGAAUCAGCGGAAUUGACAAACGAGGCAAGGCGCAGUGAAUCAGUAGUUGGGGUUGGCGGGUUUAGGGUACAAACUGGGGAGACGGGGGGCAGAGUGGACGGCGAAUCUGCCGUUGAUGUGAGAGCGAUCAACGACGUAGAUGGAUGGUGGGAUCUCGUGGGCGAGAUGGAGAGUGAGAUGCGAAUUGGCUGUAGCCAGAGUGAUUGUGGUAGUCUUCCCAAUUCAAGCUGCUUCAGCAGCUUCACCAGCCUCAGCAGCAGUUUCGAGCAGAAGGGCUCAAUGCUGGCGAGUUCUAACAACGGGAGCAGCUUCAACCAUUCUGGAAAUGAUGCUUUCCCUACUGCCUGCUACAGAACAGGUUCAGUGUUUGAACCUGUUUACGGAUCCACUAAUGGAGACCUCACUAUGGAAUGAUACCACCAACUUAGGAAGACUCAAGUUUGUAAAUUUCUUUAUGGCAAUUGAAAGAAAAGUGCA
This is a messenger RNA of Closterium sp. NIES-67, 1959 nucleotides long. Lineage: Eukaryota; Viridiplantae; Streptophyta; Zygnematophyceae; Desmidiales; Closteriaceae. The record is from the annotation of a GenBank genome assembly.